Molecule: messenger RNA, 13957 nt
Organism: Calliphora vicina (urban bluebottle blowfly)
Lineage: Eukaryota; Metazoa; Arthropoda; Insecta; Diptera; Calliphoridae
Exons: 2
Coding region: 1013-13639 (4208 amino acids)
Source: RefSeq, a predicted model, not a curated record
UAUAGUUAAAUUUAAGUUGUUUUUUUAUACUAGAAAAAAAAAUAAAUAAAAUAAAAACAUUUGUUAAAGAAAUAAAUACACAAACAAACGCGCGUGUUUUGUUUUAAGUUUUUUCUUUCUUUCAUUCUUUCUUUUUUUGUAAAUUUUUAUAUUGUUAUUAAAUUACAAGCAAACAAACUUAUAAAUAAAUAACUAAUAAAAGAAAAAAACCUUCUGUUAACCAUUUGCUGUUAUCGUUUUAAAACAAAACAGCAGAACAAAAAUUUACUGACUUUAAGUAAAAUAUUCAGUUUGUUUUAAUUUAAAAUGAAAAAGUAAAAAUACAAAAGUAUAAAUUGAAAAUAAAAAUAAAAGAGAAAAUAAGCGUAUUAGUUUACUUGCUCAUUGUGGUUGGUGUUGUAGAAAAAGUUUCUCUUGUUUAAUUUUUGUUUAAAAAUAAAAUACGUUGAAUUUAAAUUGUACUAAAUAUGUGUGAGAGUUUGAAAACGUUGGAGAACAAAUUAUUAAAAAGUUUGUGUUUCAGAUUUGUUUUAGCGCGCUAGUGUGUGAAACGUAAAACGAAGUUUAAAAAUUAAAAAAAAAAUACCUACUUAUAAGUAUAAAAAAAUGCUGACGUUUUAUAUUUUAAAUUAACAAAAAUGUAUGGAAAUCCAUAGAAAGAAAUAUGUAUAGCAAAAAAAAAUAGUUAUAAAUAAUGAAAGAUAAUUAUUAUGCAUUAAUAUUUAUACAAAAAAAUAAAGAAAAUUAAAAAAAAAAUUAAAUAAAAAAUUCAUAAUACAAAGUGUCUUUAGAUUUUUUAAAAAACGUUUACAAAUAAAAACAUGAAAACCUUUAACAAAGUAAUACACCCAAAUGUUAAAUUUCUACACAAAAACACACAAAAUAAUUUACCAAAUACGAAAUAACAAACACAUAUGGAUACUUUAAAUAAAACACAAUACUAAAUCAACAACAACAUCAACAAUAAGAACAAAACAAAAAUAACAAUAAAAAUACGUAAAUAAUAAUAAUAAUGGAUGCAGCUAGUGCGGUGGUGACAGUACCAGCAUCAAGUGCCACAGCCUCAGCAACAACAACACCAACAUCGUCUAAUGCUAUAAAUGUUAAUCAGAGCAAUAACCAUAUACACACACAUACAAACACACACAGUGGAGCAAAUAGUUUGAGUGCGACAACAAAUAGCAGUAACAGCAGCAGCAACAACAGCAACAUUAGUAUCGGCGGCAAUAGCAGUAAUAGCAGCAACAGCAAUAGUAGCUGUAGUAGUAGCAGUACAAGUAGCAAUAGUAGUGGAUAUGGUAGCACAACAACAACACCCACCAAUAAUUAUGAUUUACAGCAACAAACAACACCAACAACCACACCCAUACCAACAACACCUGUAGCCAUAGCUGAGCCCAUAAUACCGGUAGCUACGGUAGCAGCUGUUACGCCUUACUACAAUGAAUCAAUAACAACACACAAUUUGGAGACACACCAACUACAACACCACCCACCACAUCAUACGCAGCAACAACAAUUGCAGCAGCAUCAACAUCAGUUGCUGCAACCAAAUCACCACCUUCAAUUGCCACAGAAUCAUUUGCAGGCAAACCUACAGCCACAGCAGCAUCAAUAUUUACCAAGACAACAAUAUUAUUCAACGUAUGAUUAUCAACAACCAGCACCAACACACAAUUUAUCUGGCUCCUCAGCAUUAACAGCUGCUGCAGCUUACAAUGUGGGUGUAACAGGACCAUAUGAAUUAAGCUCUCCUGCGUAUGGUUCAGGGCAAUAUAAAUCUUCGAGCUUAAGCGGGGCCAUAAAUUAUGAACGUGCUGGAAUAAGAACCAAUACAGCAGCAACCAGUUACAAUCAUCAGCAGCAACAACAAACUGAACAGCAACAGUCCAAGACAAUAAAUCAACAGACGCAACAAUUUCCGGCAGUGUUGGCCUCCUCGAAACAAAGAUCAUCCUCCUUAAUCGGCAAUUCUACGAGUACCAACACCUCUAAACCGCAAGCUGCUGCCACACCUUUCUAUGCCCAACCACUGGCCUCACAGUCUCAUUCUAAUCCCACCCCAUUUUAUGACAAUACCAAGUAUAAAAUGCCCUUAGAAUAUCAUGACUCAUAUGGAAAUCCCUCGGCUGCUGCCGCGGCCUCAUACCAUCAGCAGCAAAAAUAUUAUGCGGCCGCAAAAUCACAACUUAAAGAGGCUGCUUACGGAGCUGUGGCCGGUUUAAAUAGCAAAUCUGUAUAUCCUAAUACGGCUAACUUUUUUCCAGGACCUGCGGCCAAUCAUGGCUUGCCAGCUACCUCGUAUGACAAAUACAUGUAUCCACAUGCCUCGACCACGGGUUAUUCGGCAUCAGGACAUAUGGGCAAUGAAACGCCACCAGAAGUCAGCAGCUAUCGUAAACCGGUAGUGGCAAAUUCUAUGAAUUCUCCCUCUUGGCCUUGGGGCAUAGAUUAUGCGUCGGGCAAUAGUCGUACUAUACCGCCGCCGCCGGCCAGCCAUUUACCUACAGCUACUGUGGCUCCAACACAUGCCACCUAUUUGCAACCAAAUCCUACAGCUUUAACACGCGAUCCCUACUAUAUGGCUCAUGAUAAAUAUGCUGUGAAGUAUGACAAAUAUGCAGCACCAUCAUACCAGCAAUCGUAUGUUAGCCCGCCAUCCUCCAGACAUCAUUUAUGGCCGAGCACUGCUCAUGCCUCCAACCUAACACAACUUAAUGAAAGACAUAUGUUGGCCUCGGCUCCAACUGCCCCACCUUCUCAUGGUCUACAUACGACACCGUAUUUUCCUAACAACUCUACAGCCGGCCUAAAUAGUCGACAAUCCUGUUGCUCUCAACCCUAUCAGCCACAAAGUUGCUACUAUCCCUCCUCUCAUGCUAUACCGCCCCGAUUGCCACACAAUCAAUCCAACUCAGUGGCAGCACCCUCGAGUGGCUAUUUAACCUCCCAACAAACACUGGGCCAAUCGCCUCAUUUAAAUGCCUUAACAGCUAGCUGUAAAUAUGGCGGAGUUAUACCCGACUAUGGCAAUGGAAAUAAAAUAAAAAACUCUAAUGAUCUCUAUCUAAACGCUCAUCACUAUGAUAACAAUACUUCACCGCACACCUAUGGCUAUGGAUCAGCUCAUAGCAGCCAGCAGUUAUAUGCCAGCAAUGCUCAUCAAUCUAUGGCCCAUGGUCUCACGCCCUCAUCUUUACUAACACAUGAUCCUCUAAACGCUAACCAAGCGUCGUACACAAAUGAUCUCAGUUUAACGACAAGCAAUUUUGAUAAUUAUCAUACACACCUUGACCCACAUCUAAGCCCGCAAACAUUGGCCGGCAUACACGGUCAACAGCCACCACCCGCCUAUGGGCCCACGGUGGCAAAACGUGCCUUAUUGGAUUAUCGUAAACCCAUACAACCUCAACCCCCACCUACAAUCGCCGAAGAGUGCUAUACCACGCUCUCAUCAAGGGACCAUUACAAUCAACAGGAGUUGUUAAAUACACCCGAGACAACAACGACAUUUGCGGAAUAUGAGGCUCAACAAAAUAAUGCCUCCAGCCUCUCGUCCUAUUCACACACACCUGAAGCUCUAGCCGAUGCAGAGAAAGCUAAUGAUGAAGGUAAUAAAAAUUUAAGUUUACGUGAUUUCAUAGCCAACUGGAAUGAUGAUGAAGACGAAUUUCAAAAUAAUGAGGAACUAAACUUUGAUCAAGCCAACGUUAUCGAUGAAGUUUUGCAAACCGCUCCUGUAGAACAGGCGGCGGCAGCAGCAGCAGCAGUAGAAGAUUCGGAGAUAAUUAAAACUUCCUCUUUAGAUUCCAAAAAUACUGAGCACUCUCUCCUAAAAUCCCACAAAAUUGUGGAAAAUCUAGAUGCCCAAACAUUAAGUGAUCAAUAUGUCAACUUGCCUGAUAUUGUAAUAGAUAUUGAGAAAUCGAAUAAUGUUAAUAACUCUAUCACAACACCCUCAACCAGCCCAACUCCCAACACACAACAAGAAGCUAAUAGUUUUCCCCCAAAUCUCAAUAAUUUUGAUGUAGAAAAAGAAUUAGAUGAGCUUAAACUAAAGAAACCCACGCAACAAGAAUUAACCAAAGAUUUAAAUGAUAUUAAUGACACCAAUAGUGUUACCACACCCCAAUUGAGUCCGUGCAAAAAUCUGACCACCCAACUCAGCUUUGAAGAUUUAAAUUUGGAGCCAGCUAACAAAACCGUCCUUAAUGCUACAGCACCAACAACAACAACAACACGCCUUACAAACCAGCAGAGCUCGGAGUUAACGGAAACUUAUUUCAAAGAUAUGGAGGGCUACGAAAGUGGCAGUAGUCGUCAUUCAAAUGAAUCCGCCUUUGAAAAAGAAUACGAAACAUUUAUCAACAAGAUCACCAGCAAUGCAUCCGUUAAUAAAAACACAGAGGAGAAAUCAAACGAAGCGGAUAAAGAAAUGGAUUUUGAGCAAAAUGUUCAAGAUUUUUCAAAGUUCUAUAAACGCAAACGGAAACUAAAGGAAGAUGAACUUAAGACAUCCUUGCCAGAGACUCCAGGACAUAAGAAAUUAAAAACGAAUGUGGCCACAAAAGUUUACAACUCAAAUUUUCCCCAGGUCUACACGAAAAAGUCCAGAAAUAGAUUAAACAAAGCCAAACAACAAACUCCACAUAAACGUAAACCCUUGUCGGUUUAUUACAAAGUUAUACAUUCCAUACGACGUUUCGGCUUGCAUCGUUUAAAACGGGUAAGAGAAUAUAUGACGGAGUUAAAAGAUAAACACUUGCCCUUAAUAAAAAGGCAGUCCAUCAAGAAUUACACUCAUGGUUUGCCCGAUAAUCUGUUUAAUGCAAAAUCUUUGAAAGCAUUAUGUAUAAUGGCUAUUAAUACAGAGGAAUUCCGCCAACGUUUAAUGCUAUCGAUCGAGGAUCAAGAAAGCUGUUUACAAACGGAGGAGAAACAUAUAUGCACCGAUCCGACUUGUGAAACCUGUGAAGUUAUAAAAAGUUUAAUGGAGGCGGAAAGUUUCGAAGAGAGUUUACUGCAGCAAGUAUGUGAAAAUAAUACUGAAACUCUGGAUAUCUCCUCGGCUAUUUUGUGUGAAGAGGGCAAACUGGAAACAAUAACAAUUGUAGACAAUGCGGAAAUUAUUAGUUUCCACAAAGAAGAGCCUACAAUGAUCUCAAAUGAAAUUGAAAAUGUUCAAUAUUCCAAAGAAAUUGUAACAGAAUUUGAAACAGAACUUUUGGUUUCUCCAAAUGAAACUAAUAUCAACAAAUCUGAAACAGAAUUUGAUUUGAAUAACUGGUACGAAAAAUCAAAAUCACCGGAACAAAACUUGCAAACCAAAGAAUAUUCUGAAAUUCCUUUGCAACGAGAGUCUGCAAUUGCAAAUUGUAAUAAGAAAACUAGUCUAACUCAGCACGAAAAAGAAGCUAAAGAUGAUCUAGAAACUGAGAGCUCUAAUUGUGGUGCUUUUAAUCAAAUUAAUCAAAUAGAAGCAGCUGAUGCCAAGCUCGUUUCUCAAACUACAUUAUGUGAUAAUGAAAAUUUAAACAUUUCUACAGCUUCAAAAGAUAUCAAAGAACCAGAAAUUCCUACAACAGCAGAAUUCAAUGAAUCCUCAAACACAACAUUGAAAACAGUAAAAAUCGAAGCUGAAAAGUUUUCACACUCUAAAAAUCAAGAGAGUGAAAGUGACGAUUCCGAUUCGAGUGAAUCUGAUAGUGAUAGCAGUAGUUCCAGUUCAGACGAUGAAUCGUUUGAUGAUAGUAAAGAUUCACACAAGAAAUCUGACAGCAAUGACAAAUCUAGUGAUACCGAUUCAGAAAGUGAUUUAGAAAACGAUGAUGAAAAAGUUAAUUCCGAUUCUAAUCAGUCAUAUCAUUCGGUAAAUAACAAACGAAAGCAAAACAUUGCAAGUAAAGUUGAUAAAGAGUUAGUUAAGCCUUUUGAUUUAACCAAAUCGGAAAAUAUGGAACAAAGUUCAGAUAGGAAAUAUAAUGAAAUUAAUGAACCUAAAAAAGCAUCCCUAAAAUUCAAUCCAGUUAAUAAAAACAGAGAUGUUAAUACAGAUAGUGAUACAGAAGAUGAAAUCAUUCCAAAAAGUCCUCAACAUAUUGUGAUACGUAUUAAGAAAUCUUUUAAACUCAGUCCAAAUAAAAACAGUUCCAGAGAGGUGUAUGUUUCUGAAAACUCUUUAAAAUCAUAUGGUAAAUUUGAUAAUCAGUCCGAAACUGAGUCUGAAGAUGAAGACAUAUCGGAAAAAGAAUGCGAGGUGAUUUCAACAACUUUGAAAUUGAGUCCAAAGCAAAACAAAUCCUUAGACGAUAAUGUUAGUGAAAAUUCAGUAUCAUCUGAAUCUGAAUUGGAAAAUCAAACAAAAAGUGAAUCUGAAGAUGAUGACAUUAUUAAGAAAAAAGUUAAAUUCAGUCCAAAACAAGUGGAACUUGCUAAAGAAAAUGUGAUGGAACCAGAUAAUGAAUUGGAUAAACAUAGAGAAACUGAAUCUGAAGAUGACGAAAUUUCGAAGAAAAAAAUUAAAUUGAGUCCAAAACAAGAAGCUCUUGCAACAGAACAACUGAUGGAGCCACAUACAGAAUUGGAAAGUGAAUCAAAAGGUGAAGACAUUUCCGAGAAUGAAUCAAAAAUCGUUUCAACAUCAUUACAAUUAAGUCCGAAGCAAGAAGAUUCCCUUGAAGAUCAUGUGCCUAAAAACCCAAUUCAACCAAAUACUGAAUUGGAUAAUCAUACAGAAAGUGAAUCUGAAGAUGGCGAUACUGCGGUGAAAGAAACUGAAAUAGUUUCAGCGUCAUUAGAAUUGAGUUCAAAGCAAAAAGAUUCCAUUGAAAGUCUUGCUAUUGAUAAACCAAUAGAACCACAAACUGAAUUUGAUAAUCAUACAGAAAGUGAAUGUGAAGAUGACGAUAACUUGGAUAAGGAAUCCAAAAUGAUUACAAAGAAAGAAGAUUCCAUUGAAGAUCAUGCGACUGAAAAUCCACAUACCGAAUCGGAUAAUCAUACAGAAAGUGAAUCUGACGAAGACGAUAUUUCGGAGAAUGAAAUGGUUUCAAAGAAUAUAAAAUUGUGUACAAAGAAAGAAGAUUCCAUUGAAGAUCAUUCAACUGAAAAACCAAUAGAACCACAUACCGAAUCGGAUAAUCAUUCAGAAAGUGAAUCUGACGAGGAUGAUAUUUCGGAGAAUGAAAUGGUUUCCAAGCCUUUAACAUUGAGUACAAAGCAAGAAGAUUCCAUUGAAGAUCAUGCAACUGAAACCCCGAUAGAACCACAUACCGAAUCGGACAAUCAUGUAGAAAGUGAAUCUGACGAGGAUGAUAUUUCGGAGAAAGAGUACAAAACGCCUUUGAACUUGAGUCCAAAGAAUAAGGAUUCGAUAAAAGAUGAUGUUUCUGAAAAAUCUUUCGAAUCGCAUACUGAAUUUGAUAAACAAAGUGAAUCUGAAGAUGACGAGAUUUCGGAAAAAGAAUCCAAAAUAAUAACAAUAUCAUUGACUCAAAAACAUGACAAUUUCAUAGAGGAGAAUGCAGAGCCAACAGAAAGUGAUUCUGAAGAUGACGAAAUUUUACAGAGAAACUGUGAAAUAAAUGUAACAUCCCUCAAAUUAAGCCCAAUACAAAACGAUAAUGCUGAAUUUGAUGAUCAAAUUGAAGAAGAAUCUGAAGUUGAUAAUAAAAAAGAUAAAGAAAUGGAAUUAAUUUCAAAUUCUUUGAAAUUUAUUCCAAAGCAAGGAGAUUGUACAGACCAGCCUACUUCUCCAAAAUCUGAAUUGGAAAGUCAUACAGAAAAUCCAACUAAAUGUGAUGCAUUAUACGAUGAUUUUGAGAAAGAAUCAGACAUACUUACAACUACUUCAGAUUUGAGUCCAACAGCGCAGAAUUCAAUGGAAGAAUGUACGCCUGAGAAAUCCGCCGACUUAUCGCAUGAAGCUGAGGUAUUUGCUAUUGAAAAACCUGCAGAGUUUUUUACCGAACUUGAUAAACACACUGAAAGUAAAUCAGAAGAUGAUAGUGUAGAUGAUAUAUCGAAAGAUAAAUCCAAUUUCUUGGAAUUGAGUCAAAAAGCAGACGAUGUCAAAAUUGAUGAAUUUUCUAAAAAAUCUACACAGGAAUGUAUUGAAGUCAAUGAUCUUAUAGAAAGCCAAUAUGAAGAUGAUGAUACAGAUGACGAAGAAGAUUUACCAUUGGAACAAUCAGACAUUAAUGUACAACAUAAAGAUGCUGAUCAUACAAUUAUUCUAUCAGAUUCGGAUAGCAGUUCGUAUUCUGAAUCUGAGAGUGAUAAUGAGGAUGAAGAUGUUGCAAUGAAAUCAAUUAAAACAUCGAAUGACUCAAUACCAAUCAUGAUAUCUGAUGAUGAAUCUAUGCAUAAUAGUUUUGAUAAUGUAGACAGCCAAAAAUCCACAAAUAUAUCUGAAGAUUCACUAAACGAAAUUAAAAGUGAUACAGAACUCACCGAGUCUAAUGAUUCGGAAAAGUCAUUGAUUGAUGGAGAUAAUAAUGAUCUGUUGAGGAAUUCACAAGAGAGAAUUAUGAAUGAAGACUCUAACUUUCCAAGCAAUAAACUGGAUCCAGAGAUACCAGAACCAGCCAAAACCACAGAAGAAACAAUGCCUGCAAAUGAAGACAUAUCUCUAGUUAAUGAUCCAGAGAUACCAGAGCUAGCCAGAACCACAGAAGAAACCAUGCCUACAAAUGAAGAACUUUCUCCUCCAGAUUCCAAAAUUGUGGAAGAUCAUAAAGUUUCAAAUAACGUUAUUGAAAGCGCUGAAGAGUUUUCUUCAAAUAUUAAUAGCCCACAAGAAGAUUUGCCAUUAGAUUGUGUCGAAAUCAAUCAAACUCAAACUAUAAAUGAUGAAAAGAGUUGUGAGAAAUGUAUUUCCGAAUACUCGAGUUCUUCGGAAGACUCAGAUGAAGACAUGGAUGAUAAAUUAUCCACUAAAGAUGAUCAAGGAACAGAAAACCAGUCGCCCCCAGAACCAUUAUUACAAAACAUAGAAGAUCAAGAAUCGAUACACUCGGAGAAUAAUUAUUCCGAAUGUGAAAAAAAUGCAGCUGUUGCUCAAGAAUCUAAUAAUCCUGAUGCUGUUUUAGAAACUAAUUUCUCAAAAAUCAAUCAAAAUUCUCCUAAAAUGGCUGGGUGUGAAUCUGAAAGACCCAUAUCAUCGAUACAUUCACCAGAUGAAAAUGAACUACUGCAGAAAUCGGAAGAGUUAAAUGAGGAUUUAAAUAGCUUAGAAGAAACAAGUAGAAUACCAGAAAAUUUAUCAGAACAAACAAAUGAAAAUAAGGCUGUCAUUGCAUUAUCCGAGACUGUAUUAAAUGAAACUUGCGAAAAUUUAGAAAUUUUGGCAGAUACUGUGAAAAACUUUACCACAGACAAUUUGGAAAAUGCUUUAUCCGAGACUAUACCAGAAGAAACCCAAGAAAUAUUGACAGAUGACACAGUGAAAAACUUUGCUACAGAACCUGAAAAAAUAUCCGACAAUUUGGAAAAUGAAGAUCAAAACAAAAUUAAAGAAGGUUCUAGUAUUAUAAAUGAAAAUAUUUCUGAAGAAAGCAAUAGUCAAGGUUGUGAAGAUCAUGAACAUUUUGAGAGAGAAGAAACUAUUGCUCAGACAGCAAAUACUGAUGACUCAAAUAUUCUAGAAGAAGUCAAUGGUCCAACAUCAGAAUCGUCUAAAGAAACACCUGAUAUUGAAGAACGUCAAGAAGAUUUUGAGAGAGAAGAAACAAUUGCUCAGACAACAAAUACUGAUGACUCAAAUAUUCCAGAAGAUGUCAACAGUCCAACACCAGAAUCAUCUAAAGAUACACCUGAUAUUGAAGAAUCUCAAACUAAUUCUAAAGCUAUAACUGAAGAACUAAUUGUGUUAGAUAAGAUUCCUGCAGAGACUAAAGAAACGAAUGCUGAUUCUAUGGUAAAGGACAUCGAUUCGGAAACAAUAACUGAGGAAUCAAAUUUUGUAAAAACCCUUAAUGAUACUUCAGCCACUUUUGAUGAAAUUUCUUGUGAAAAUCCAUCUAUCGACGAUCCACCAACUGAAGAUUGUGAGAAUAUUUCUGAAACAAAAACUUCAGAAUCAAAAGAAAGUGAUAAUGAAACUAUUGCUGAAUCAAUUACUGAAAAAUCCGAGACUGCUGACUUGUCAGUGGAUAUUAACAAUGAACCUUUAGAAACUUUAAAGGAAAUCUAUUAUAAAGAGGAUACUAAUACUGAAUUUGUAACUGAAACAUCCGCAAUAAUUAGUCAGAUAGUAACUGAAGAGUCAGAAUAUUUAGAAAAGGUCAAUAGUGAAGAAGCCUGUAAUCCAAAGGAUAUUACCGGUGGAAAUAUAAAUGAAGAAUCAGCAAUAACUGAAGAGUCAAAUAAUCGCUUAUCUCCAGAUUCCUUAAAGAUAAGUGAUAAAAUUAUCUCCAAGAUAGGAACAGAAGUAUUAGACAUCAUUCCACAAGAAAUAUCUAAAGACUCAGACAUUUUGGACAAUAAUCAAACCCUAGAAAUAUCCGAAAAUACAACUGAACACUGUACAAAUUUGGAUGCAAAUGUGAUUAAUGAAUCUGAAAGUCUUGAAAAAUCUUGUGAUGAUGAAGUAAUUGUAUGGAAAGAAGCUUUACAAACAGUGGAACACAUGUCUGCUGGAAAGGAAGUUGAGUCGCCCGUAACAGUUUCAGAACCAAAACCGGAAACAUUGGAGUUAGCUGAAGAACCCAACACUGAAUCAUCUGAAGUUUUUGAAGAAGACUAUGAUCAAGCUAAUGAAUCCCUGAAUAAUCUGGAAGAUACAGAUAUUUUCAAAGAAGUCAUGCAAGAAGAUCUAGGAAGUAGCCAAGAAACAUUUGAUGAAAAGGAAUCUAAUAAUGAAUCUUUAAUUAAGAACUCUGCAGCAGAUCCAGUAAAUGAUAUAUCCGAAAUUUUAGAGCAUGAAAAAGAUCAUACCAUAUCUGAACCAAAACCUGAAACAUUGGAGUUAGCUGAAGAAGCCAACACUCAAUCAUCUGCAGUUUUUGAAGAAGGCUGUGAACAAGCUGCUGAAUCCCUGGAUAAUUUGGAAGAUACAGAUAUUUUUAAAGAAGUCAUGCAAGAAGAUUUAGGAAAGAGUAAUGAAACAUUUGAUGAAAAGGAAUCUCAUAAAAAAUCUUUAACAAAGGACUCUGCAAUAGUUCCAGUAGCUGAUGCAUCAGACAUUUUAGAGCAAGAAAAAGAUCAUACAACAUCUGAACCAAAACCUGAAACAACGGAGUUUGCAGAAGAACCCAACUCUCAAUCAUCUGAAAUUUUUGAAGAAGAUUGUGAACAAGCUGCUGAAUCCCUGGAUAAUUUGGAAGAUACAGAUAUUUUCAAAGAAGUCAUGCAAGAAGAUCUAGGAAGUAGUCAAGAAACAUUUGAUGAAAAUAAAUCUAAUAAUGAAUCUCUAACUAAGGACUCUACAAUAGUUUCAGUAGCUGAUGUAGCGGAAAUUUUAGAGCAAGCUGAAGAUUCAAUGACCAACAAUGAAGCAAUAGUUGAAAAAGCUGAAAGUUUAGAAGAAACCAUAAAUAAGAGUAGCGAGAUUGUUAAAGGUUUCGAAACUAGUUGUGAAAAGGUAAUUGAAAAGCCAAAUACAUUGAUUGAAGACGAAAAUGAAAACUCCGAAUGUAUUGAACAAGUAUCCAUCCCUAUGAAUGAACGUUUAUCUGAAUCCGAUGUUUUAGUUGAAGUACCAAAUAAAUGUAUUGAGGAUAAAAAUGAUGAUUCUGAACCCGAAGCUGCAGCUGAAGAACCAAAGAAAACUAUUGAAGACAAAUACGAAAUGACUGAAUGUUAUAAAGAUUCCGGUGCAGUUCAUGGAUAUCUAUCUAAAUCUGAAGAGGAAAACGAAGAGUCCGAUCCUUCUCAUAAAAGUUUAUCAAAAUCUGAAGCUGUAGUUAAGAAACCAAAUAGUUUGGUAGAAGACAAGAUUGAAAAUUCAGCAUGUUAUGAGGAAGAUCAUAUUUUAUCUAAACUCGCAAAACCAAGUACUUCGAUUGCAGACAAUAAUGUUACUUUUGAAAGUUAUGAAGUUGAGACUCAUUCUAAAGAUGACGAAUUGGUGGCAUUAAAAAGUCAAACUGAUGCUAAACCUUUAGCUGAACAUCAAGCAGAAAAUCUAGAGUGCAGUUUUAAAGAAAGUUUAGGUGAAAAUGUGAAUAGUGUCUCCCCAGAAGAGAAUGAAAGUAUUGAAGAUACUGCUCUACCUAAAGAUGAUGAAUUGGUAGCCGAAAAAUUGCAAGCCGAGGAACCACUUUCAGCUGCUCAUCAAAUUGGAGAUCUAGAGCGCAGCUUAAAUGAAAGUUUAACUGAAAAUGUUUCAAACAAAGACAGCAACACCCAAGAAGACUUAUCGGGAGACUUUUUAGGUUUCAAAAAUCAAUCCAGUUUUGAAGAUGAAUCCGAAGAUUUUCAUGGUUUCGAAGAUUUAGAAGAAGUGGCGAGAAUACGUCAAGAAAUCGAAAAUAUAAAUGAUGACUCAACAGCCAAUGAUGGUUUCCGGAAUUAUGCCAACUUAAAUAGAGACCUGCACAAAUCCUCAACUACUUCAUUAACAGGCAGCACAGCAUCGGAAAUUAAUGAACUGGAGGCUUUAGAAAAAGAACUUUCACAACAUCAAACCGAAAUGGAGGAGGAAAAUGAGGAUGAGGACAAAGAGACUGAUAAUGAAUUGCAAACACAAACUGUUAAAAUUGUGUCUUCAAACGAUAUAGAACAUAUCAAACAAAUGUUGGAAAGUGAUGAAGAACUGCAACAAGAUGAAAUAGAAGUAAUGGCUGAUGCUGAUAAUAGUAAAGAUAAGUUUGUAGAAAAUAGUAAACUUAAUUCAAAUGAUAUUUUAAGUUCUGUAAAUUCUAUAAUACCAAAGUUAAGUGACCUUUGUAGGGCUGCCUUAAAUAGUUCCUUGAAUUCUAAUAGUAAUUUAGCACAACACACUGAAACGCCCACGAUUUUAGUGGAACGUGAAUUAAGCGUAGAAGAAGCUUUAGCUGAAAUGUACCGCCAGGCGGGCGUAUUAUUAUCCGAUCCCGAGGAUUGUGAUAAUGAUAUUGCAACAGAUGGCCGCGUUGAGGAGGCGCAUGAUGUGUUAUUGAUUAAUUUACAAGAAAUUUUAAAUAGUGAUAAUAAUGAAGUCUAUGUUUUACAAUGUGAUAUGAAUGAAAAUCUGUUGAAUGUAGUGCAGCAAACAGCAGAGGAGCAGAGACAUGAACAUCAAGAUAGUGAUGUAGUUGAUGAUACGGAAAGAGUAAAUACGGUACAGUUUAUAGGCAUCUUAGAUACCCAAAGUACAGAACCACAAAUUCACAUCAUUAGUUCCGAUUCGGAAAGUGAGGUUAUCAUAUUGAGCGAUGAUGAAUCCGAUUUCGGUUAUAGACCAUUUAUUGCUCGCCAGGAACGCAUUACAAUACCAUUUAUCAAUGAUAACGAUAUCAAUGAUUGCGAUAGCUUAUCCGAUAUAUCGACUAUACAUCAUGAGGAAAUAGUACCUGAUAAUUUAAAUAAAUUCUUGGAAGAAGAAUUCUAUAAAUAUUUACACGAGAAAUAUGUACAAAGAAAUAUAUCAAAAUAUUAUCAUGCCAAUCGGGUGUUGAAAAAAUAUAGAAAACGAUUUGUAAAGACGAAAAGGCAGUGAGAGAACUACUAUAACGAAGUUAAGCAUUUGAGUAUUUUGUAGGGAGAGAGUUUAACAUUAAGAGUCCCAAACUGAGUAAUAUUUGAUAUCAAAUUUAGAAAAUACCAAGUUUAUAUUUCCUCUGUUAGGUUAGAGAGAAUUAGUUUUGAUAUCAAAUUGAAACAUCUCUCUCUCUACUAACUAUUAUUUAGCCAGUAAAAUUUUCAAAAUGUUAUUGUGCUCAAUUUAGAAAAACCAUUAACUGCCAUUAAUAAUUGAAAGGGGCGUUAUUAAUUCAAAAAAUAUCAAAAAGUAAAUUAAAUAUCAAACAAAAAAAAA